AAGGUACAACCAAAAUACGCGAUGUUUCUUACAAUCCUGACGAUUAUUUUAUCGGUGUUGAUUUCGGCGGUUUUACUUCCGCUCUACAUAAUUCCAUUAUUUGUGAGAACGGUGAUGAGAUUGAUCAUCAAAGCAAGAUUCGGUUGGUCAGCAGACCUUGUUGCUGGACAUGAUUCUGCUGCAUUAGUGCGACCUCUGCGAAAUAGUAGUGCAAUCAUUGGAAGCAUUUUCGAAGUAGAUGGCAUCAUGGCAUUCGAACAAGUUGAUGAACAAAUUAGGACCAUCGUCGAAAUGAAAAAUCAAGACGGAACAUGGGUUCACAACAAACUGCGCAUGACCUGCUUUCAGUUCGCCGGCUUUAUGGCCAUGAAGCCGUGCACAAAUUUCGAUCGUCGAAACCACGUCGUUAAUUUCGAAGACAAAUUUGGGAAAGCUAAAAUUUGCCACUCGAAAGAAGAAGUUGAAGACGUUCUGGAGUACAUUUGCAAUGACGAAGUGCAUCCGGGUUUUCCGGAAAGACCCCUUUGGAAAUUUUACAUAUUCCACUCGGAUUUUUGCAAAGAUGACGGAGAAGAACGAGCGAAGAUUGUUUCGUACCUCUUCCUAUACAGUGAUCACAUCAUCGCAGAUGGAGGUGGUCUCAUGAAAAAUGUUUUUUCCAAGUUCUGCGAUUUUCGCAGCGAAGAUGACUUGACUGGGGCGACUUUGUUCAAGAACACGCCGCAAGUAACUGGGAGAGACAGAACCAUUGCCCAGUUUCUUGGACUUUUUGUCACUCCCUUGGCAAUGUGGAGGGCUUACUUUCCUGGGAAAUAUUGGCGUGACAAAAAUCCACUGCACAAUGGACGAGGGAAACAAAAAGGGAGGUACGUUCUCCUAUCAAAGAGCUUUCCAUUGAUGAAAUUCGAAGAGAUCAGAAAGAAACCCCGAGGAACCUUUGGCACCAUCAUGUUCUGCUGCGUGUUCAGAGCUUUAUUCCGACUGUGUGAACAAAUGGCUGAUGAGAGCAAAAGACCCGUGAAUUCCAACGGACCUAACUGUCAAAAGUUGCCCAAAAUAUCUGCAAAGGAAUGGCAGUUCACGACGACUGUGGGCCACAGUAUGUGGGUUCCAGACGACGAAUUCGAAUUCCGGAAUAGAGUUUCCGCAUCAUUCCAGUCCUGCACUGGUGAAGAUAUCUGUGGGAAGAGCCCCUUGGAAACGCUGAAAAUUUUGAAACCCAGAAUCGAAAUCCCGCUGAGGAAACAUUGUGCAGCGUCACUCGGGCUGUUCAUGAGCAUUUGGAAUAAUUCAUUGCCCAGGGUUUUGUACGAUUUGUUUCCAACGCCGAUGGACGGAGUGACUGCUGCAUUGUCUAUUCUCUAUGGACCAGCACAUCAAUUGCACUUUGGUGGCAAUCCCAUUUCGCGCAUUGCUGCAUAUAUCAGUCUCGGCAGUGAAACAGGCGAGUCGUUU
Messenger RNA from Notodromas monacha, 1455 nucleotides. The record is from the annotation of a GenBank genome assembly. Lineage: Eukaryota; Metazoa; Arthropoda; Ostracoda; Podocopida; Cyprididae.